AUCCGGAAAACCGGCGCUUGGCUUCAGAGGCAAAAUGCGACUCACUAUCAGCACAUAAGCGAGAGUUUUAUCGUUAUUUUAAACUUUAUUUCACUGCUACAACACCAAGUUCUGUGUAGCUUAUCAAGUAUACGCCAUAUUUAUCACCUAGGGGGACUUUUAUCGUUGUCCGCAACCCAACAAGGCAACAUUUGCCGAGCGGAGGGAGACAAAUCAAUCUCACACCAUUAGCUAGCUAAUAUAAGCCUCUCUGUAGCUUGUUAGUUUGACCUGCCUCUUGGUACAAGCACCAACAUGGCUGCUAAUCCUCCUGGACAAGCCUUCCCCAACAAGACACGUGUGGCGAUCCUGGCCGAGCUGGAGAAGGAGAGGAGACGUCUGAUGAGCACCCCUGGAGCCAGCAUCUCGCUGUCCAGACCAAACCUGAAGGAGUUCAGGGACAAUGCAGAGCAACAGCACAUCGCUGCCCAGCAGAAAGCUGCCCUGCAGCACGCUCACACACACUCAACAGGCUUCUUCAUCACUCAGGACUCCUCGUUCGGGAACCUCAUCCUCCCUGUCAUUCCGCGCCUGGAGCCCGAUUCCUGACCUUUUUACCUUUUGUCCUCCUCCCGCUGCCAAACAACACAUGAGCACGUCAGACCCACGUCUCUCCCAGUUUCUCUCUUUCAAGUCUGCGAUUAAUGGACAGUUGUUUGUCACAUUGUAAACAAUCUCAGGGGAGUGUGAAUCUGUCAUUUGUACAUUUUCCAGACUAACAAGCUGGCUGCCGGAUUUAGGAAAGCUUUCAUAACAGUUGGAAGAAGGUUCCAGAUAGCUGUGAGACAUCCAAGUGGUGCAGGGGCUGAAAUACGCUGUACAUGCUAUCCUGCUCCGUUGCCUCACUGCACUGAUCCAUUAG
Epinephelus fuscoguttatus (brown-marbled grouper) is the source of this 901-nucleotide messenger RNA. Its product is annotated as ints3 and nabp interacting protein. Gene Ontology annotation, biological process: DNA repair. The record is from RefSeq and is a predicted model, not a curated record. Bases 295 to 588 code for a protein of 97 amino acids. The transcript is spliced from 4 exons. Lineage: Eukaryota; Metazoa; Chordata; Actinopteri; Perciformes; Serranidae. Gene Ontology annotation, cellular component: nucleoplasm; nucleus; SOSS complex.